AUGCCCGCCGCCGCCAGCGCCACCGGCCUCUCGUCCGCGGGCGCUCCCCCGUUCCGCCUCCCCGCCUCUGGCUCCUCCGCCCACCAGGGCCACAUCCGCCUCCAUCCUCCUGCUGUCUGCCGCCGCCGCUUCAAACUCCGUUGCGCCGCCUCGUCUGGCGGUGGCGACGGCGCCGGAGGCAGCGGCGGCUCCGACCCGGCCCUCGAGGAGCAGCGCCGCCGCCAGGCCGAGCUCGCCGCGCGCAUUGCGUCCGGCGAGUUCACGGUGCAAGGCCCCGGGUGGAUUGCGCCUCUCGUGGGGAAGCUCUCCAAGCUGGGCCCGCCGGGGGAGCUCGCCGCCGCGCUGCUCACAAGGGUGGCGGGCGCGGGCGCGGCGCGCGGCGGCCCGGAGAUCCCGCAGGCAGUGGGGUCGAUCAACGCCGUCGUGGGGCAAGCCUUCUUCGUGCCCCUGUACGACCUCUUCCUCACCUACGGCGGCAUCUUUCGCCUCAACUUUGGCCCUAAGUCGUUUCUUAUUGUCUCCGAUCCGGCUAUCGCUAAGCACAUCCUGAGGGAGAACUCCAAAGCUUAUUCCAAGGGAAUUCUUGCAGAGAUACUGGAGUUCGUGAUGGGUACGGGUUUAAUCCCUGCUGACGGGGAGAUUUGGCGUGUUCGGAGGCGUGCUAUUGUUCCCGCAUUGCAUCAGAAGUAUGUGACUGCGAUGAUUGGUCUCUUUGGAGAAGCUUCAGAUCGGCUCUGUGAGAAAUUGGACAAGGCAGCAGUGGAUGGGGAGGACGUGGAGAUGGAGUCGUUGUUCUCUCGACUCACGCUGGAUGUCAUCGGGAAGGCGGUGUUCAAUUAUGACUUUGACUCGUUAUCUUACGAUAACGGGAUAGUCGAGGCAGUGUAUGUAACACUAAGGGAAGCAGAGAUGCGUAGCACUUCUCCUAUACCAACCUGGGAAAUACCCAUAUGGAAGGACAUUUCCCCACGGCAGAAGAAGGUCAACGAAGCUCUCAAGUUGAUAAAUAGUACUCUCGAUGAACUAAUUGCCAUAUGCAAGAGACUGGUAGAGCAAGAAGAUCUUCAGUUUCAUGAGGAAUACAUGAACGAGCAAGAUCCUAGCAUUCUUCACUUCCUUUUGGCAUCUGGAGAUGAUGUAUCCAGCAAGCAACUCCGUGAUGAUUUGAUGACCAUGCUCAUAGCUGGUCAUGAGACUUCUGCGGCAGUCUUGACAUGGACGUUUUAUCUUCUAUCUAAGUAUCCAAAAGUAAUGGCCAAGUUGCAAGAUGAGGUUGAUAGUGUUCUAGGUGAUGGUUUGCCUACAAUUGAGGAUGUGAAGAAACUAAAGUACACGACUCGGGUUAUUAAUGAAUCAUUGAGACUAUAUCCACAGCCGCGGUUUUAA
Miscanthus lutarioriparius is the source of this 1386-nucleotide messenger RNA. The record is from the annotation of a GenBank genome assembly. Lineage: Eukaryota; Viridiplantae; Streptophyta; Magnoliopsida; Poales; Poaceae.